This is a messenger RNA of Malurus melanocephalus (red-backed fairy wren), 9952 nucleotides long. RefSeq names its product NEDD4 binding protein 2 (gene N4BP2). The transcript has 19 exons. Bases 476 to 5827 code for a protein of 1783 amino acids. The record is from RefSeq and is a predicted model, not a curated record. Gene Ontology annotation, molecular function: ubiquitin binding. Lineage: Eukaryota; Metazoa; Chordata; Aves; Passeriformes; Maluridae.
CGCGCCUGCCGCCGGCAGCAGCGAGCAAGGCGAGCCGACCCGAGCUGAGCCGAGUCGAGCGAGGUUUUACUUGCCCAAUUUCCCACAGGAUGGAAUGAACCUCGCCUUGCCAGCAUGGAUAUGUUGACCUUUUCAAGAUGGUUAAGAACUAUUGUGAAGAGCCAAGUGGAAUGAACAAGAGGAAGCAUCCACUUCUGCUGUCAUCUGCUUUGUAUGUUAGAAAGUAUGGUUUCUUGACAGAAGAGUGCGUUAUAGUUUUUAACAACAGAUCUUUAUUAAAUGUGCCAUCAGUGGCAGCUUUGGAAAGAUGAGAAAGGACCCACUGAGGGGCAACUCAGUGAAGCUAAAAAUGUCUGCUAUUUCUGUUCAGUCUGUCUCAAUUAGGAGACCUUUUUUUUCUGAUUUAUAAGCUUGGUGCUGUCAGCCCCGUGUGAACAAACCAGAACAAAAAGCACGCUGGUUAUUAGAAAACAAAAUGCCUCGGAAAAGGAAAACUGGUGGGAGUCCUUCUCAGAAGAAUGGCAAUUCUGACAGAACUGCUGUUGCUGUAUCCCAAGGGGACCCAAGCCACUUAGUGGCACAAGCAGUGCAUUAUGUCAAUAAAGAAGAGCUCUUCAACAGCAUGUCAGAGAUGUUUUCUGACCUAGAUCCUAGUGUGGUUUAUAUGGUUCUGUCUGAAUGUGAUUUUAAAGUAGAAAAUGCUAUGGAUCAUCUUCUAGAGCUGUCCACCCAUGCCAAAGGAGUAACAUCUUCAAAAACCUGGGGUUUUGAUUUAGCAGCAUCAUCAUUACCUCUUGCUAAUCAGCAAAGAACAGUUGCAGUUGAAAGAAUGGGGGAAMGUACUGCAGCGCAUCGUAAUUCUGGAGCAGCAGUAGAAAAGGUCCUGUCACCUGGUGUGCAGCUGACUGAAGAACUGGAUUCCUUAAUAGAAAAUGCCUUUCAGAGCUGCAGCUUGAGUCGUGAAUUGCCAAAUUCUGCAGAUGACCAAAGGGUAAAUCAGCACCCCGUGGAACAUGAUGGYUUUACUGUAUUUCCUGAGUGGGAAAAAUCUGAUUCAGUUUGCAAUGUCCUACUUUUUUCACAGCAAGCAGAGACACAUAAUGAGGUUUUAGAAAACUGCUGUUCCCAGCCACCAGUGAGUCAGCUGAGCAUCCAGACAAGCUCACCGGCUGCAUCAGACACUUUUGCACAGAGACUGGAAGAUUCUGAUUUGUUGCAAAUACAUGUUCAACAUGAUGUGGCUUCAGAAGUAUAUAAACAAUCAAAUGGAGAAAUACCAUGUGAAAAUUCUGAUCAGACACAAAGUACAGUUUUGGAUCAAAGUAGUGUGACUGCUGCUUCUGGUGGGUGCUCCCAAACWCCUGCAGAACUCGGAGCUGUUCCUGGAGAUCCUAAAUCAAGGUGCCUGGAACAACGUGAAGAUGCAGUGACUUCCUUUAGCAGCUACCAGAGUGCUUCUCUUCCAGAGGCAUCUAUCUCUCUUGAACCAUCCAGUUUCAAAACACAAAAACCUGUAGAUACUCAGCAAACUCAGCAGGAUUAUAACUUAAAUUUUUCUACACCAUCAGGUCAAUCUCAACAACACUGGAAUCUCAUGGCUCCUGUGUUUUAUCCAUCCAGUGGAAGUCCCAGCUUUGUAAUUCCUGUUGCUGCCAGUCCAGGGCAGUGGAGACCACUUUCUGACUGUAGAACUUCAGAAAGGGGACUUUUUCUUUCCACCCCAGUGGUUUCAAAUACUUGGGAUGGCAACCCUUCUCUGAAGGUAUGGGGAAAUCAAGAUAGAAACUCAAAAUUGAACCUCUCGCAAGCACAGCAACCACGUAUUUGUCACAUGAUGAGAAAAAAGAUGCAUCUUAUAGGUCAAGUACUUGUUCUUCUCAGAGGUGUUCCAGGAUCAGGAAAAUCAUAUUUGGCAAGGAAUUUGCUUGAGGAUAACCCAGGUGGAAUCAUUCUUAGUACUGAUGAUUACUUUUACAAACAUGGACAAUACCAUUAURAUCCUGAUUGCUUAGGGGAAGCACAUGAGUGGAAUAGGAAACGAGCCAAAGAAGCGUUUGAAAUGAGAAUCUCUCCUAUAAUAAUAGACAACACAAACAUACAAGCAUGGGAGAUGAAGCCAUAUGUUACUUUGGCUCAGGAGUUCAAAUACAAAGUAAUGUUCCGAGAACCAGACACUUGGUGGAAGUUUAAACCAAAAGAACUUGAAAGGCGAAACAUUCAUGGUGUGUCUAAAGAAAAGAUCAAAAGAAUGUUGGAACGGUAUGAACGCUGCCUUACUGUUAGAUCAAUAUUGGAUUCUUCAGUUCCAGACAAAUCAGAAGCUGCUGGUGGGAGUGAAGAUCCUUGUCAGGAGGAAAGGCAGAGAAAGAAAGAGGCACAUUCUGAUGUAAAGGAAGAAGGAUGUUUUGCUGCUGAGGUGGAGUGUCUUGAGUUAGCUGAAGUUGAUAAAACUUCUCCUGGUACUUCUCUAACAUUAGAAAGCAGUUGUGAUCCUGAGCAUUUUCAGAAAGAGGAAAAAGAAACAGAAAAUAACUCAGUGGAACACAAUUCUGAGAAGAGCACUGUUCAAGAUGACUUGGAAGUUAGUUUAUCAGAUUGCAUCGAAAAAGAACURCCCUUGGAAAAGAAAGAAGAAAAGGGAGAAAAAAUAGAAGAAAAUACUGAAAUGGAAAUGGAUAAGGUUGAUGUGAUCCCAGCUGAAGAGACUGUGAACUUAUGCACAGGUGGAGCUAAAGAACACAGCGAUAACAACAUUCUGAAACUUCAAACUGCAGAUGAACAAUUGGGCAACGUAUGUGUGGAACCAAUAUCAACACAAGCUAGUAACACAGUGGAACCAAGCAGUUCAGCUUUUGACCCAUCAGAAAAACUGGAACUACUAAACUUUGUGGGUGAUUGGCCCAUAGAACAAACAAUGGGACAGCGAGUCAAAAGAUCUAGAAGACUAGAAAAAUCUCCUCUGAAGAAUGAUAAGGAAGGUGAAACUCCCAGUCAGCAGCAUUCUGAGAUAGGUAAAGAGCAAGUGGGCCUGCCUGACACAUGUACUCUUGAGAAAGGACAUGAGGAAGCAAAUCUACUCUCUAGCUGUUACUCUGUUAGUUCAGAUAAAAUUACACCAGAAUUGCCAAUGAUAGGACAUUGGCCUGUCUCAGCCUCAUUAGAACAGAGACAACAAAGGUCAAGGAGAAUGAGGAAGGCAAAUUUAAAUCAGUCUGAUGAAGACAGAAAUACUGAAGGUGACACUAAUAUGAAUGCUCUUGAAACUGUACAUGUSAUUGAUGGGCCACCUGUGAACGCUGAAGAGCAACAAGAUAUAAGGAGUUUGUCUAUGCACCAAGAGGAAAUAGUAGCUAGUGAAACAGUAAGUGAGGAAAAAACCCAGCAAAACAAAAGAACAAGGAAACAUCACAAAUUAGCCCUCACUUUUACAAAUAGCAGCUUGCCGCAUCCCAGAGAAGAUGACCACUUGUCUAAACUUAACAUGGCAGAACAGAAACAGGAYACAAACAUACAUAGGCAAAAAAGUAGCUGUUCACAGACUGAAUCACAGGAUUUUGCUCUCCUGUGGAGAUUAGAAAAGAAAAUGCUUUUUCCUGAGACAACAAAAGUAUUGCAUGGUAGGCUAGAUGGCUUCAAACCCAAAGAUGUAGACAAUACUUCAAAUUCUCAGGAAAAAAUACCCUAUCGAGUURCAUACGAUAAAAGUACGUUUGUGGAGGAAAGUGAGCUUAGCAACAUUGAUGAGUCUGAAGAACUAGACACACUCUGUAAGCUCUUUGAGUCUGUUUCAUUUGAAGCUCUGAAAGAUCUGUAUGAAAGAUGUAACAAAGACAUAGACUGGGCCACAGGUCUGCUGUUAGACUCUGAUGAAAAGUUACGUAAAGCUGUUGAUACUGAAUGCUUUCCAGUAAGUGAAGCUGAGCCAGUGGUCGCAGACUUUGAUUUCAAGGCAGAUACAAAUUAUGAUGAGAAUCUCAAAGACUGCAAACAAACCCCAAAAUUAAUUGAGGCCAGUGAUAUCUCUGAAGCUUCAGAAGACAAGAACUCACCACUCAGCACUGCAGAAAGUAGGGCUGCCAAAACAGCUGUGACAAUUGCUGAUGUGUCUGACUCAUUCACUGCUACCUCAUUGGAUGAGUCAGUAGAACUGAAAAAUUCUGUGGAUUCAGUCCCUAGAGCUGACAGGAGCAACUCAGAAGCAGGUGUGUUUGAGCUGUCUGUUUCAGGAAAGCAGGAGAUAGAGAGCGAGACCCCUCUUGAUGAAACUGUAAAUAAGCCAUCACUUUCACAACUUGAUGUAGGUUUGCCUCAUGAUCCUAACCCAACUUUUACCAAUUUGGAAUUUGAAUUAAAUAAUGAAAGUGACAGUAACCCUUCAGAAAGCAAUGCAGAGAAUUCCAAAGUGAGUGGUUUGUUACUGGAAGAGGAUCGUGCACCUGUGGUUGCUCCAAGGAGUGAUAAAGAGCUGGACAUGGAUACAGAAACUCAGGAGAGUUCCUGGGAGAUGUGUGGUAAAGAAGAAGCUGAAMCUCCAAGCUGUGCUGCAACUAAAGCCAAGAGACAAAGCCCUAUACCAGCAUCACAUGCAGCCUUCAGUAUAGAUUGCCUAGAACUAACACUGCCUCCUGAACUGGCACUCCAGUUGAAAGAGAUAUUUGGACCUGUAGGCAUUGAUGCAGGGUCCCUAACUGUUGAGGAUUGUGUGGUUCAUAUUGAUCUGAAUUUGGCAAAAGUGAUUCAUGAAAAAUGGAAAGAAUCUAUUCUGAAGCGUCAGAGGAGAGAUGAAUCAUGUAAGUUGUCUGCAGAAGUGAUUCAGCCGAUAGAUACAGAUGACUCAGAAAUGCUAUUGUCUCAGAAUGCAGACAAUAAAAUACAGAAGAAAAAAGCGAGCUGGGCUGCAGGCACGUCUAAUGACAUAACGACAAAAACCCAAGCAACUUCAGACGUUUUUCCAUUUAUGGAUCAUUGGAAUGCUCAGAUUCAAAAAGUUUCACUCAGGCAAAUAAUUUCUGAAGAAAUAGCUAUGCAAGAGAGACAGGACCUGAAUCGUGCUCCUUCUACAGCUAGAAAAGACUGUGCUGCUAAACUAAAGGAGAAGCAACUUUUUGAGAUGUUUCCAACUAUUAAUCAAAAUUUCUUAAUGGAUGUYUUCAAGGACAACAACUACUCUUUAGAACAAACUGAACAGUUUCUGAACUGUGUUCUGGAGGCAGAUCCUGUAAAAACAGUUAUAGCUCAAGAAAGUGUUCAGCAAAAUGAAAUUGUUUCUUCCUACAGUGCCACAAAGAGCCGUGAGAAGAAGGCAAAAAAAAGUAAGGAAGAGGAUGAUCCUUUGAAUGAAAUGUUUCAAGACUUUGAGUAUCCACAAUAUGAUGAUCUAAGAGCAGAAGCUUUUUGUCACCAACAAAAGAGACAGGAAUGUUUGAAAAAGGCUGGGGAGGCCUAUCGCAUGGGUAUGAAGCCUGUGGCAGCAUUUUAUGCACAUCAGGGUCGCCUUCAUGAGCAGAAGAUGAAAGAAGCCAACCAUGCUGCUGCUGUGCAAAUCUUUGAGAGAGUAAAUACCUCCUUGCUGCCUAUGAAUGUGUUGGAUUUGCAUGGUCUCCAUGUGGAUGAAGCUGUGAAUCAGUUGUCCAGAGUGCUGCAGGAAAAAACUGAAGAGUACCAGCAGACUGGUGGUAAACCAUAUCUCAUUGUUAUCACGGGAAGAGGAAGCCAUAGUCAGGGAGGAGUUGCUCGCAUCAGACCAGCAGCUAUCAGAUACCUCACAAGCCACAACUUCAGGUUCACAGAAAUAAAACCAGGCUGCCUGAAAGUCAUGCUGAAUUGAGGAGUUACGGAAAGAGAAAUAUAGAAACUGAGGUGUCAGAUGACCACCAGAUUACAGAAACCCCCCCAUGUUUUGAACAACUGCACUGCUAUUUUGUAAUCUGUUUUAAAGGAUGAUAUUUUAUUAGAAGUGGUCUCAAUUUGCAGCAGGUGGUUUUGUCAAUAUGUUUCCAAUAAAUUUUUAUGUGGAAUAGAUCCUUUUUUGAACCUGCAAAAGGAAGACACUUAAAAGGAUUUGAAGUCACAGAAAUGCAGAAUUUUGCUGAGAAAUACAUGAUGUUUUAAAGGGAAGUCAAGGUACAGUUUUUAUUAUUACUGUCUUCUUAGCAUACACAAUCUGUCUUUUGACCCUCACACAUUUUGAUUGCUGUGGCUUCUGUGCUUUUAGAACACAUUACCUUGUACAAAGUUAUUUUGUAAUUCAGAACUUUGUGCUAAACCCUUCAGAAGAGCAAAGGAGGGGUUGAAACUGGGUAACUACUGGUAUUUCAAAUGCARUUACAUCUGAGUGCUAAGUAUUCCAGGUUUCUUCAAAAGUCUGAUGUCUUUUUAGUGGUUAUGUUAUGAUGCGUUGACCAGUUCUGUUGUCCUUACUCCAUUCUGAACUCCAGAUAUUGAAGAAAGUUGCAUAUAAAGCCUUUGCAUUAAGGCCAGCUGUGUGUUUGGUAAUUUGGCAGAUUCAGUGUGGUCUCUUAAAGGGAAAACACAAUGUUGUAGUGUCAAUCUCUUUUGGAGAUCCACCUACUGGAUUAAAACAGUUUCUUAUUUUGUGGCUUUUUAAAUGAAGCAGAUGGAGCACUGUUUCAUUUUACUAGUGUCUAAUAGUGAUGUCUUCCUUCUCUGUGUAUUGUUCGGUGAUUUCCAUGUAGAAAAUAUGAUCAUGAGGCAUUUUAAAUGUACUUUUAACAUCAAAGUGAAUGCUGGUCUUGCAGUAGUGAUUGCCAACUGGAAAGUCUGUGAGUACAAAAGUUAUUUUGAUAUUAGUGGUGUUGCAUCAGCAUCUAGAAAUAGCUGUGUAAAAAAACAAAACAACAUUAAAAAACCCAAACAAAACCCUUCAAAAGUGAAACAUAAAUAUCUGUACUUUGGCAAGUGUUUCCAGUAAACAAUCAGAAGACUUCCAUUUAAUAGAAAUAUCUUCUAGAAUGCAUUGCUAUUUUUAUUUACAUCAUUGCCCCCUGAAUGGCAUAUGAAUUUUUGUUGCAAGGCUUUUUCAGAACUGGUGUGAGUUAUGUAUUAGGAGUAAUAUUAAUAGGUUAAGGAUUUAUGUGAUGAGUUUUUUAACUUUUAAUCACUUUGCAGUAAAUUUUGUCUAGGAAUUACACGCACAUAAGAGUUUGAGUAUGAAUCCAUAUGUGUGUGCAAGUUCUUCAAUUUGUAUGCAUGAGUACUAAUAGGCAAAGAACUUCUGUGAGAAAAGCUGUCCACAGAAAUAGGUUUCUCUUGAAAAUGUGUCAGUGUAAGUUGCUGACAGGCUGAAAGACAUGAUGUUUUCUGACUAUAUCUGUAUUUACUGUAAUACACAGUGAAUAUGAUGCAUGGUAGACUUUAAAAUGCGUUUGUCAUGCUUCAACAGAUAGACUAAUCUUUUUCCUGGUGAUUUCAAGUGGAAGURUAGCUUGAAUAAUGUUUAAUCAAAGGGACUCUUUCUAGAAUAAUAGACUGCCAUAAAAAGUUUUAUAUUUUUUGUAGGUAUUUAGUUCAUCUGAAUUGUGUCCUUUCUCUCUUUCUUUUUCUCUGUGCUGCUCUGGUAACCAGUGAGUGUAAUACAAAAGAUCUGUGUUCACCAAACAGCAGAGCUGCUUCUGCCACUGUAUGAUGUCCUGUGUGGUAAAGCCUACACUCCAUCAUCCACUGUGGCAGUAUCUAACAUGAGAUGCCAUUUAGGCASUUGACCUCAAGACAGUAAUUCAGACUAUCAGCUCUACAGGAUUGCAAAUGCUAGAAUUGUCCCAGCAGAGCCACAAUCUUUAUUUUGGACCAAGGAGCUUCCUUCUACUCUUGAACAGGUUUUCCUUAGUGCUGCUGUUUAUAACAAAAGGAGUUACAGCUGUCUGGGACAGUUAUUUGCAGUAUAGUCCCUGUUGGUUGGCCUGGGUGGCUGUUGUGUGUUGAGCUGCUUGGGUGCCUGAGCCCUACAGAGAUGUGCCUGUAAACAAGGAACCUUGUGUCAACACUUCUGGUUGUUUUGGGAAGCAGCCUGAUUCACUCAGCAUGUUCACACCAUUCCCAGCACGGACAAAGACAUCUUAGAUWUAGUUCAAGAGACGAGCAGGAAAAGUUGUCAUCUUGCCCAUCUGUUCAUCAUAAUCUAGUUGACAACUUCACCCUGGAGAUGAGAAACACAGCUUUUUGCCUUCUUCUGGCUUAGCACGUGGAUGAUGAUGAUUGCACUUGGCUCUCACUUCCCCAGAAAAUGCUCUGACCAAUGUGCUCRGGAGUAUUUUUGAAGUCGCCACUUCCUGAGCCUCUUUCAAAAUUACCACUGCAAGCUAAAAGUGCAACAUCAAGGGGACAAAAGAGAUUGAAGAAAUAAAAGUGUAUAAACAGUAUCUGGAAGUGGGUUAGGUCUUCUCAGAAAAGCAGCUGUUGCUAGUGAGCUUCAGUGUCCUUUCACAUUAUUUUUUCAUCUUUUUGUCCUGUUUGGAUAAAUACCUUAAAAAUGCUCAGGGUAAAAUCAGCUCUACRCAGUGAUAGGAGAAUUUGUUUUUUCCAGUCUGUGAAAGUCAGCAGAGAAAUACACAGCUUAAGAGCAGUUUGGAAUACUUUUCUCUCUUUCUCUCUUCAUUGACCUUUGGGGUACAGGUUGAGGCUCAUACUCUGAAUGCCCUGUCUGGUAUAGAUUGAUCGUUCACCUAGCAUGUUUGACUGCCAGGUGAAUUGGGAUGGAAGAUGAUGGUUUGUAAUUGUUAACACUGGUAGAGCCAAUCUUGCCUCUAUUGAAAAUAGUGACAGGGCUUCCACCAGCUUCAGCAGCUCAAAAUGAGACAUUGCAGUUCUAACUCAGAGAAAAUAUGAUGAUCCUCUGAAGGUUAUCAAGCAUGUGCUUAAAAGUUGUGCUGAACUGGAUACAGAAUAGAUCAGAAGAUCAGUGCACAGAAUAAAAAUAAGGAGAGUUUUAUCAGUAAGGAUCUUCAUGCCUUCGGCUACUUGCCAAUAUUCCAGAAAAACAACACUAGAGUUCUUGUAUUUCUCUGACUGGUUUUAUAAUGUAUUCUGGGAUGAAUUCUGUGAAAUAUUUCAAAAUGAUAUUUUAAAAUAGAUUACAUUUUAGAAGUUCCAGCCUUUCUGAUGUCUCUUGCAGUUACAUCAGUGAGAAUCCCUGAGAAUCGUGAGGUAUCAUGUAAAUUCUUUAUCAUCUUAUACUUCCAAUUAAAAUAGCAGUAUUACCACCAGCACUCUGAAAUAAUGUGCGACUGUUAAAAUACCUAUUCUKUGUACCACUUUCUGUUCUAUUCUUCAACAGCAUGUGAUUGUGAUGAAUGUUAGCCUAUAAUAUGCAGCUUCUGGUGUCUUCUUUUACAAAGCAUUUUAAUAGUUAUCCCAAAUUUUAAUUUAGGAAAAUUAUCCUUUUCUAAUAUACAAAAUCAAUAUUUGUGCUAACAGUGAUGCGUGAUCUCAAUGUGAAAAAAAAAAAAAGCCAGAAGUGCAAUGAAGAAAGUUGUCUGAAGUAAUGUGACUAUUGAAAAGCAUUUCAGUUGAUUGUGAAAGUAAUAGGACAAAAACGUUAUUUUAAAAAAUAUUUCAGGAUACCUUGAAAAUACUUAAUGGCUUUGGCUUUUGCUUUUAAUAUCAUGUGGUACAUUCCCCCUCAAAACCUAACCAAAGCCCGACUGUUCAUGCAAUUUCAACUAAAUAAACUCUAGAGAGGAUUAAAUGACUAUAUGUGAAUAUGCAUGUGAAAAGACCUAGUGUUGCAGCUACCAGCUGUUAGGACCAGUACAUUGGAAGAUACAAAUUUCUAUUUUUAAAUUAAAAUAAAAAUGAUUUUUUUAUUUGUAUAAAGUUGUACUUUUGCUGUUAACUAUAAUUUUGUUUUUUACUGAAAUAGUUUUGUAAUUUGCAUUUAGAAUUUUUAAUGUGAAAAGGAAUUUACAAAAUCUAGUUUAAUAAAGGAUUUUUGCCA